CGUUACCCAGUCUGUCUACUUUAAUGUAAUGUUUAACUGGAUAAAUAACGGAAGCUGUUGGAUAAAAAUUAUUUCACUUCUGAGAUGUGAUCCUUUGUUUUGGUGCUAAAACUGUAAAGAAAGAAGAGAUUCAUUCUUUAAGAUCUCAGAGACGUGCUGCCCUCGGAGUGGGAUGGACUUUAUCUUUGGACUUGGAAGCAUACAUUGCUACAGAAUGGGACCAUGAGCUGAAGCUCCGCCUCUCUCUACUAUUCCGCGAUGAACGACAAGCUGCUCUUCCUUGGCCUGCUGUACUUUGUGCAGGGCAUCCCGUAUGGCUUGCAGUCCUCACUACUUCCAGUCUAUCUUCGUGGCACUGGCCAGUCACUCACCCGCAUCUCCCUCACCAAGGUACUUUACUUCCCCUGGGUGCUCAAAGUGCUGUGGGCGCCCCUAGUGGAUCGUGCAGGUAGCAAGCGACGCUGGUUGGUAUCGACGGUUGGUGGAUUGGCGCUUGUGUGUCUGGCGGGCGCAACGUUGUCACCUGAGCUACAGCAGGGUGGUGUGGCGGCUGUGCUGCUGGCAAUGAAUGCAUUGGUGUCGGUGCAGGACGUGGCAGUGGAUGGUGCAGCUGUGAGGCUUCUCCGUGGUGCCGCUGAGCUCGGCCUGGGCAACACGGCACAGGUGGUGGGCUACAAAGCAGGCUCAGUGUUUGCUGGAGGUGGCCUGCUAGCCGUUAUUGAUGUAGUGGGAUGGGCGUGGACAUUUACAUUGCUGUCUUGUGUAUACGGAGGAGUGGCGUUGUUUGUAUGCGGUGUGAAUGUACUGGACGGUGAAGCAGGGCGGGCCCCAGGAGAGGCGAGAAGGGCCACGAGGGACACAGCAAGACCGUGGACUAUUUGGAGGAAGCUGAUGGAUGUGCCAGGGACGCCAUGGACCAUUCUGUACGUGCUUACUUAUAAGCUAGGUGAACAGGGUGCCAUCACGAUGUUCCCCCUCUUUCUCUUGGAUCAUCAUAUGACUGCGCGAGAGCUCGGCCUGUGGAACGGCGUGAUCGCCAUGGCCUUCUCUAUUUGUGGCUCCUCUCUCGGAGGCUUCUUACUCUCAAAGUACAGUAUCAGCACGUUGAUGAGGCGUGUGUUUGUGGUACGGACCAUCGGCAUGGUGUUCCAGUGCUCGCUACUCACUGUACUCGAGCCCUCUCCUCUAAUGAAAGGCGUGUCAGUGUUGAGUCUGAGCAUGCAGCACUUUAUCGCAGGCCUCAUCACAACGCUCACCUUUACCUGCAUGAUGCACUGCACACAGAGAGCUGAGGAGAGCAUCCAGGUUUAUCAUCCAAACGAGAUCACAUGGGAUUACCUUUCACAGGCGACUCACUACAGCUUCUUGGCCACCCUGGAGGUGUUAGGGAAACUGUGUUUCAGCACCCUAGCUGGAGCCAUAGUGGACACUGUGGGCUUCCCUAUCGCCUUCCUCCUCUUCCUCUUCCUCACCUCCAGCAGCGCCCUGCACGUGUGGAGAGCCAUGGACAUGGGAGUUUUGAAGGAACAGCUCAAAGAACAGCCACAGUAAAUCAAGGACAGGAGGAGACUGUGGUGUGUGUGUGGUUGCAUAAAUGUGGCUAAAAGAACAAAUGAGAAGGAUUGGCAAGGUAAAAAAAAAAAAUUCCUGUGUUUUCUGCUUGAAAUGCUGGACUACUAACUUGAACCAAACAUUCUACUGUGUGUGUAUAUAUAUACUGGAUGCAUAUUAUAAUUAAGUGAUUAUAGAAAGGUGUCGAUGGAGCAGAAUUUCUGGCAUGGUCCAAGGAUCCAAUAACAGUUAAGACCUUGUUUAUACAUGUAUCCUGGAUAUCAGGAUCUGUAUCUGGAUUGAGAUUAUCCACAUGUGGAUGAAAGAGUUAAUUUUAGGUGACUGGUGUCCUGCAGAACCUGAGCAAAAAUAAGUCCAGAGAGUAGCCACCUCAGAUCUGAAGCACAUGGGCCAAACCCAUGUGCAAUUUAAAUGAACCCAAUAAAAAAAAAUCAAACUUUUUUUUUUUAUAAAGUUUCAUGCUGUUAGAUAUGAAGCUUGUCAGACAUUUUCAUUAACACGGGAGUAUGAUGCGGUGCUGCAUGAUUCAUUCAUUCAUUUUCAAUAAAUGCUUUAUCCUGAGAAUGUAGUUUAAAUUACAAGCAGCAACAAUAACUAAGUUAAUCAGAAAAUAUCACAAGUAAGUAAAACCCCUAUAUAAUAAUAACUGCAGGAGAGGGCUGGAUUCAAUCAAAGUCCCUUCCACGCCAGCAUCUGGUCUUCACAGGCAGUCUCCUGUCCCAGUACUAACCAGCUCUUUGAGGCGUGUAGUGUCAAUGGGUGUGGUGCCGAUCUCCAUUUCUAUAGCCCUUAGCCUCUCACCUAUAUAGCUAGGGUUACAGUGGGGGGGCUAGUCCCCUGGUAACCACAAGAGUUUGACUCCCUAGUCACAUUUGUAUCGCAGCAUGUCUUGCCAGAUGGAAGUCGGUACCAUUUUUAUGAUGGUCUUUGGUAUGACCGGACCAUGAGUAGAGCUCGCGAUCUCCAGAUCCAGAGGUGGACAUGCUAACCACUAGGCCAACUUGCAAGGGCUGGAUUGGGAUAAAUAAAUCAAAAACACUUCUUGUCAGAGAUGCAUUUCAGCCAUGUUAUGUCACAUGGAAUUGCAUCUGUCUCUCCAAGCCACAUUUACCAACUAAAAUGGACCUGCGAUAGAAAUGAGGUUCUUGGUGCUUUUACGAUGUUAGCGAGUUUAUACACAGCACAAAAAAACAAUCAUGUAAUACAGCUCGCGGAUAUCGGAUCAGUCUGGUCAGGUGGAGAUGCACUUGAUUACAGGUGUCGUUACAAUCUUAUCAGGAUACAAGAUGCAUGAAAAGUCCAGGUGGAAACAGGUUCGAAAGCUUGCGCGGCAGCCAGGUAUUGUGAGAAACUGCAGCUCAUCCUAGUGGAUCGUCCCAACAUGCUUUUCAGCAGUCAGGAAAUCCAGGCCUCAAUAAGGCAAUAAAACUGAGCCAUCACUGAGAGCAUGUCGGUAGGUUUGCCAAAAAAAAAAAAAGAGUAGUAACCUGUAUUUUACUCACAAUUAAAAACAACUUCCUAUUAUUUAUUUCAAAUGUAUAUUACAGGAAGUAGGUCUCUAGUAACUGACAUGUAAUGAAAACACAGUAGAUGUACAUGAUUAUGAUAUAGAAUUAUAUCUAGUGGUCUUUAAAAUACUGUUUUUUUUCCCUUAAUAACACCAAAGCUUACUACACUUCCCUGCCAAAAAAAAAGUUGCGCACUAAUAUUUGAUUGGACCGCCUUUAGCUUUGAUUACAGCAUACAUUCAGCAUGGCAUUGUUCGAUAAACUUAUGCAAUGUCACAACAUUUAUUUCAGUCCAGAGUUGUAUAAAUUUUUCACCGAGAUCUUGUGUUGAGGAUGGGAGAGUCGAACCACUGCAUAAAGUCUUCUCCAGCAUCCCAAAGAUUCUCAAUGGGGUUAAGGUCAGGACUCUGUGGUGGGUAAUUCAUGUGUGAAAAUGAUUCCUUAUGCUUCCUGAACCACUCUUUCAUAAUCUGAGCCCUAAUUUUAUGCCUGUGCCAUCAGGGAAGAAAAAAUCCAUUGAUGUGAUGAGAUGAUAACCUGGUCAUUCAAGUCAUCAGCGGACUUCAUUUUACUGCCCCAUAACAUUGCUGAGCCUUGACCUGACCAACUGAAGCAACCCCAGAUCAUAACACUGUCUCCAGAGGCUUGUACAGUGGCCACUAUGCAUGAUGGGUGCAUUGCUUCAUGAGCUUCCCUUCUUACCCUGACACACCUGUCAAUCUGGACAUGACCUUUUCCAUUGCUCCAGAGUCCAAUCUUUAUGCUUUCGAGCAAAAUUUAAGCCUUUUCUCCUGAUCAGUCUCACUAACAAGUGGUUUUCUUAUAGACACACAGCUGUUUAGUCCCAAUCCUGUGAGUUCUCAUCACAUUGUGAGUGUGGAUAUGCUCUUAAUUUCACUAUUAAACAUAGUCGUGAGUUCUACUGUCAAUUUUAUUACGAAUCGACUUCACCAAGCAUUUAAGUGAUCUCUGAUCAUGGUCAGUCAGGAUCAUUUUCCAACCAUGUUUUUUCCAUGAAGUUGACAGUUCACUGCUAUCCUUCCAAGUUUUAAUAAUGCUUUAGACAGUUUGUAACCAAAUUCCAGUCAUUUCAACAAUCUCCUUCGUUGUUUUCUUUGCUUGAUCCAGGCCAAUAAUGUCACCCUUCUGGAACACAGUAGCAUCUUUUCCACGAGUACGGGAUACACCUUCCAAUAUUGUUUGUUUAAGAAAUGAGAAGCUACUCACUGCAUCAGUUCGGGUUAAAAGAAUUGUUGCAGCUGAAACGUAUUAAUCCCUGCAGUAAUUAUCCAAUCAAAUGCUCUUAAGUAUUUGCUUAUUUAAAUCUAAAUGGCACUUUUUUUUUUUUUUUUUUGGCCGGGCAGUGUAUAUUACGGUAGCUGUAUCUGAGCAAAGAGAAUGUGUAAAUUUAAUUAUGGUUUUUUGUUUGUUUGUUUUUAGAAAUCAUUUAUUUUUGGCAUUGUUUAAAAAAAAAAAGAAAGAGAAGGAAAAUACUUAAUAGCUAAUCAUUAGUAUGACACAUUUCAAACAUCAGAUUAUUAUUAUUAUUAUUAUUAUUUUAUUUUUUCUUUAUUAUUAUCUCGUCUUUUAGCAGACAUGGAUGUAAAAUACUGUAAAUCUAAAUGAUUGGAUAUUUUUGAAGCACACCAAUUUAUAUCAAUUUCUUUGUCUGGAACGUCACUUGAGUGCUUUACAUUCCCUAUGCAACAGUGCAAUAAGGUUUUUACUGAACUGAUCUGGGGCGGGUUUUCCAAAAGCCUCUUAAUGCUAAGAGCUUCUUAACUAGGAGAGCGUGUAUUCAUUGUGAUGCUUGCUCUACUAUUUAACAAUGAUCUUUGUGCUAUGAUGCUUUUGGGAAACCUACCCCUGUUUGUCUAAUAUUUUUGAUCACGCGUAUUUGACUACAAAUUGUGAAGGUCCAGCUACAUAAAAUUUCUUGUUUACAAAAGAUCCGGAUAUGCAGCCAACAUAGAUGAAUGGCAGCAACAUUUUCAUCAAGGGUUUUUUUUUGUGUGUGUAAACAAGCCAUGGUGUCACUUAACUCUUCAGACCAGAGAAGGUAAAUGGAGAGAGAAAAAAAUAGCUACUGUACUUUCAGUUAAAUAAUUUACAUAAAUGCACGACAUUGGCUAUAAAAAGCCGCACCAGAGCAUCUGUUAGAGUAUUUUUCAUUUCUCAUGCUUGGUUCAAUUCACUAUAAGCACAUUGCUGGGACUGCAGUCUGGACUGGUUGCCAAAUGACAACCAUGACUAUAGAUUUUGUUUUUAAUUUAUUUUGCAGCAAAAAAAAAAAUUGCAUUAAUGUAUCAAGAAAAGUAGCCAGUAGUUGUAUACAGUACCGUUCAAAAGUUUGGACACCCCUACUCUAGUCAUUCAUAGGUUUUUCUAUAUGUUGUAUUUUCUACAUUGUAGAGCAAUACUGAGACAUCAAAACUAUGAAAUAGCACAUGGAACAUAUAUGGAGCUAUGCGGUAAACAAAAAAAGUAUUAAAAUGUUUCAUAUUUUAGAUUCUUCAAAGUCACCACUGUUUACCUUGAUGACGCUUUGCACACUGUUGGCAUUAUCUUAACCAGCUUCAUGAGGUCAUUACCUGGAACGCUUCUUAAUGUGUUUAAGAUCAAACAGCAAAUAAUAAAUAAUACAAAUACAGUAAAUAUCCCUAUUCCACACCACAACUGUCGUAAUCCAUAUUAUGUCAAGAACCACUCAACUAAAUAAAGAGAAACGACAUCCAUCAUUACUUUAAGACAUGAAGUGUAUUUUAAUAAAGAAAAAUAAAGAAAAAAACAUUAAAUUAGAAGCUGUGUCCAAACUUUUGGCUGGUACUGUGUUUAAAGCCAACACUAAAAGGAAAUUCCAAGGGGAGUGUGCAAGUAUGAGACAUACAGUAUGAAACACAGUAGCAGCAUUUAAGACAUAAGGCGGUAUGAAGCAAGAAUAUUAGGUGCUACAUUUUCUUAUUGUUUAUUAAUUUUUCUAUUGCAAUCACUGUAGAGCCAUCACCAGAAUGCACAGUGUUUGAUAUACAGUACCAGCAUCACCUUGCACAAAACCUAUAAAUAAAAACCUGCUACUGGA
Messenger RNA from Neoarius graeffei (lesser salmon catfish), 6159 nucleotides. RefSeq names its product major facilitator superfamily domain containing 3 (gene slc33a2). The coding region runs from base 259 to 1551 and encodes 430 amino acids. Gene Ontology annotation, molecular function: transmembrane transporter activity. The record is from RefSeq and is a predicted model, not a curated record. Lineage: Eukaryota; Metazoa; Chordata; Actinopteri; Siluriformes; Ariidae. Gene Ontology annotation, cellular component: membrane. The transcript has 7 exons. Gene Ontology annotation, biological process: transmembrane transport.